Pectinophora gossypiella (pink bollworm) is the source of this 3044-nucleotide messenger RNA. RefSeq lists its product as uncharacterized. The record is from RefSeq and is a predicted model, not a curated record. NCBI's taxonomy places the organism in Eukaryota, Metazoa, Arthropoda, Insecta, Lepidoptera, Gelechiidae. The transcript is spliced from 5 exons. Gene Ontology annotation, molecular function: copper ion binding; oxidoreductase activity. Gene Ontology annotation, biological process: iron ion transport. The coding region runs from base 512 to 2383 and encodes 623 amino acids. Gene Ontology annotation, cellular component: plasma membrane.
GCCGGCUAGGCAGACACACAAGUCGUUAAAAGGCAUCAGGCAGCCUAACAAACUCAAAAAAACAAGUGUACCUACCAAAAUUAUAAGUUACGACGCGAUAAUUAUUGUAAAUGGGUGCACAGCUAGUUAUUACUCCACCAGCGAAACGUACCCAUUCCGCCGAUCAUACGAUUAACGAACGACUGUGCUUGAAGAUUAAUAAUAGAGGUUGUAUAAUAUAAAGUUGCGUAAUGUUGCAGAGAGAGUGUUGGACUGUUGGACCACGAUACUUCCGAAAUGAAGUUUUGAGUAGCCGCAGGCGUGAGGUCUGCAAGUCAGGCAAGUGUUGCAACUGGCUCUCCAGUCGCCAUCCGAUGGUUGACUCGCGCAGUCGCGCCGCGCAGCGCUUGAUUGCCACACUACCAUAAAACCUGAUGAAAUUCAAACCUCACGUUAUUUCCAACCAAUAUGUGAUACAUUUGACUUUAUUACUACGUUCGUGUGUACAAGUUUAAAAAGUUAUACGUAAAACAUGGAGGCCGACAAGAAGUUGAUUGACUCUCACAGUGUCGACAUAAAGAAGCCAAAUUACAUGCUGAUGUCCUUGCAAAGGAUAUUGUUGUUGAUCUUGAUAUUUGCUAGUGUCAUUGUGGUUGUGUACUACACUCCUAUGCCAGAGGAAUAUUUCGAGAAUUGCGACAGAGAAUGUCACGAGCUGGACUGGCCAAUGAUAUGUCGCGUGAAGCUAGUCGUAGAAGUGUACAAGACACUUAGCAAAUCAUGUGGUAGCUGUACAGAGAAGGACGGCGGAGUAUGUCCGCCGAUGUGUAUAUCAGCUGAUGGCCGCGAGCGUGGAGUGUUGUCUGCGAACAGGGCGCUGCCUGCACCAGCCUUCCACGUCUGCCAGAACGACAUACUCGUCGUUGACGUGGUGCACCGAGCACCCGCGCAUGCACUCUCCAUACACUGGCGGGGACAGCCGCAGAAAGAAACCCCAUUCAUGGACGGAGCUCCCAUGCUGACUCAGUGCCCUCAACCAGCCUACACAACAUUCCAAUACAAAUUCCGCGCCUCAGAAGCGGGCACGCACAUGUAUCAUGCGCACUCUGCCGCAGACGCCGCUGACGGCCUCGCUGGAGCGUUCAUCGUGCGACAAUCUCCUCGCCGUGAGCCCUUGAGAGAAUUAUAUGACGUAGAUGCCACCGAACACACUAUCUUUGUCUCCGAAUGGGGACACUCAAUGGGGCCCCUCGCAGGCAUGACAAACAGUGUUCCUAAUGCCGAAUCUCUUCUUAUAAAUGGCAAAGGAAAGACAGCGGAAUCGCCUGACGCUCCUUUAUCGAAAUUCAAGAUCGAAUUCGGGAAAAGGUACCGAUUCCGUUUAGCUUAUGGUGGUGGAACGAAGAGCUGUCCUGUUAAGUUCUCGAUUGAUGAACAUGCCAUUGAUCUCGUAGCGUUAGAUGGCCAUAUAAUAGAAAAAGAACGUGUGAAUGCAAUUGUGCUGAGUAGAGGAGAGCGCGCAGACUUCAUUUUGGAUGCGAAGAGAGCUCCUGGAGUGUACAAAAUGAGGGUUGUGGGUGAGAAGUGGUGCCAGGAAGAUUUAGAAGGCGAAGCUGAGUUGGAGUAUGAUAAGAAGGACACUAAAGUGCUGUUGAAGGACGAUGAUGGAGUUUUAGAAGUGAAGCGUGAAUUCUCGUCAUUCAGUGGUGACCGAUGCAAGCUGGGUAGUGUGUUGUGUUUGGACGAGGUGCAUGCUGCUGAAAAACUUUCGCCAGAACUCGCCGGCCAAGUGGAUAAAACAAUUUAUGUGCCUUUUAAUUACUCGACGAGGCAGAUUUCGGCGAAACGAGUGGAGAGUUGGGGUCAGACAGAUGGCCACAGGUUCACCUACCCGGCAUCGCCGCUACUCACUCAGGGUCCAGAUGUGACGUCAGCCGCGCUCUGUCCGAAUGAGGGCGGGCAGGGCGAGGAGUGCGUCCACGUCAAGAAUGUGCCACUGGGAUCCACUGUUGAGCUUGUCAUGUUUGAUCAAGGCGGCGAAUCUGACCACAUCUUCCACCUUCACGGCUACAGUUUUCACGUCGUCGGCAUCCGAGAGUUCGACGGCAGUUCCGAUAAAGACACCAUCAUCAAGAUGAACGAACAAGGCACUCUCUUCGAACACAAGAACCUCGUGGACCCUGUAGUAAAGGACACCAUAGUGAUACCUAAAUUCGGAGCAGUCGCUCUUAGGUUCAAGGCUGACAACCCUGGGUAUUGGAUGAUGAGGGACGAAAGGUCCUCCCACUGGACGAGAGGUCUAGACUUCAUUCUGAAGGUGGGUGAGGAUAGGGACUUCGUGCAAGCUCCUUCCGACUUCCCCAAAUGUGGUUCCUAUGUUGGUCCUGAGUAUUUCUUGAUAUAGGAGUGGUAGUACUAAAGACUGCUAAGUAUACGAUGCCUUGUGAUAGUCUUUGAGUGGUGCCAGUUGUAGAACAAUAACUUUGCCAGUGUCUAAUGAUUUGAGUGAUAUAGUUAUGAGAAUCACGAGUGUUAUUUAAAUGAGAAACUGAAAGGAAAUCUCAAGACAAAGGAAAGUAGACUGUAUAACAUUUCAAUAUGACUGGGUACUGUGUAAGAUAAUAUUAAAGUAAAUAAAAGGAACAUGUUUUUGGUCCAAUGCUUUCUGCAAUACUUUGUCCAAUCUUUUAAAAACCUCUCACAAAUAAAUAGUAUAUAAAAGAAGAUCAAACAUUGUUUAUAAAUGAAUGCUCAAUUUAUGAAUAAAAAUAUAUUUAUUUUUACAUUUUGUGAUACUAUUUGUUUAGGCUCAUCUUUGUGUUAUUUGUAGGCGUUUUUAUUUUGAAACAUUUUAUGAAUUUGUAUUCAGUAAAGUGAAUUUGUAAAUUGUGUUUCAAACAUGGUCUAUAAUAGUCAAAAUAAUAAUAUUGUGGACAUUGAAGUUUUUGGACGAGACGAAUCUAUUCUAGUGUAGAAAACGACGUGAUACAUGACAUAGUUAAUUAAUAUAAAUUGCGUAAGUUAUAUUUAGUCUGUAAUUUAUGUAAAUAAAGUACUUCUUUUUA